AUGGAGCUACGGUUCGCGCUGCUGGUGUUGUUCCUGAGGCCCGCCGCGCCCGACCGUGACCUCGCUGUUGCAGUGAUCUCGCAACUGGACUCGGAGUACCGCCAUAUCAACGCGCAAGCCGCAGCGUUGACCUGGAGUCUCGCUGUUGAUCCUGGUUCGGUACCCUCCCGCGUGAUUACACGGGCGGCAGAGAGGCGCACUGCCUGGCGCAAUGCCUGGUGUGAACACGGCCGCGCUCUGAUGGAACUGGCACCGCGUCAGAUGUACCUCCUGUGUAGGGGGCCAAGGUACACACCACACCAAGCGAGCGAGCUGAACACUGUGUUGGGGUUGCUGCAGAAUACCUACUCGAACGCACGCGUGUGCCGCCGUGAUGUAUGCUACCGGGGAGAGCCCGACCUCGAGCGCCUGAUGGCCGAGUCACGUGACCCUGCCGAGUUACUGUGGGGUUGGCAGGAAUGGCGCCGUGCCGUGGGGCCCCCGUCCAGGCACCUGUACCCUGUCGUUGUAGGCCUUAUGAACCAGGCGGCCAGAAACAAUGAUUAUCGAGACAUCGGAGAAUGCUGGCGCGAGGAGCUGGAGACGCCGAAUCUGGAGCACGUAGUAGAGGAGCUGUAUCGCCAGGUGGAACCGCUGUACACACUAUUGCACGCCGUUGUUCGCUUCAGGCUGGCGCAGUUUUACGGGGAAGAAACUGUACCUCUAACUGGGCCCAUCCCUGCGCAUCUCCUAGGUAACAUGUGGGCACAGAACUGGGAGGCAUUGCUAGACUUGUUGCUGCCCGAUCAAAAGAUGAUGAAUCUGACCUCUGCCCUGCACGCACGGAACUAUACCACUGUCGACAUGGUACGUCACGCCGAGGACUUCUAUACGUCACUGGGUCUGGAGCGCAUGACACACAGCUUUUGGACGCACUCCCAGAUAGAGAGACCAGCUGACAACAAUGGUACUUGCCAUGGCACUGCUGCCAACAUGUACCAGUCAGGGGACUACAGGAUGCUGCUGUGUGCAGAAGUGAAUGCAGAAGACUUCUAUGUGAUUCACCACGAGAUGGGGCACGUGGAAUACUACAUGGCCUACAGGAACCAGCCCACUGUGUUCCAGGAAGGUGCCAAUUCAGCAUUCCAGGAGGCCGUGGGUGACUCAGUUAUGUAUGGUGUGGUGGCACCUCAACAUCUGCAGCGGCUCGGGCUCAUAAAUGACACAAGCCAGGAUAACGAUUUAGUGUUGCUACUGCGACAGGCCCUUUUCAAGUUGCCCCAGCUACCCUUUGGCCUGCUUGUGGACAAGUGGCGAUGGAGUGUGUUCAGGGGUGACACGCCGCCAGAACAAUACAACAUAGACUGGUGGGAGCUCAAGAGACACUACCAGGGAAUUGUGCCUCCCAUACCCCGUGCGGACGAUGACUUUGAUCCAGCUGCAAAGUUCCACAUUCCUGAUAACACACCUUACAUCAGGUAUUUCCUGAGUGACAUUUUACAGGUGCAAAUGUUUAAGGGCAUGUGUGAGGCAGCAGUGCUUGGCCGUGUUGGCACGGGGGAGGCACUGCCAAUGCCCCUCCACCGCUGCGACAUCUAUGGCUCUAAGCAAGCUGGCAAAAGACUCAGAGGAAUGAUGAGUAUGGGGAGCAGCCAACCUUGGGGCAAAGCACUCCAGAUCCUCACAGGAAAUAGCUAUUAUGAUGUCAAGCCAUUACUGCAGUACUAUGAGCCAAUAUAUCGCUGGCUACAAGCCCAGAUCCAGCGAUACAACAUACCCGUUGGAUGGGAAUAGGAUGUGUAUGUAUAUAUGCUGAUUGAAUACAAACAUCUG
Molecule: messenger RNA, 1812 nt
Organism: Cryptotermes secundus
Lineage: Eukaryota; Metazoa; Arthropoda; Insecta; Blattodea; Kalotermitidae
Product: angiotensin-converting enzyme
Exons: 9
Coding region: 1-1773 (590 amino acids)
Biological process (GO): proteolysis
Cellular component (GO): plasma membrane
Molecular function (GO): metallopeptidase activity; peptidyl-dipeptidase activity
Source: RefSeq, a predicted model, not a curated record